AUGGGUUGUGGGGUGAGGGAGACAGUGCUGGGCACCUUGGGGAAGGUGACCAUAUUGCAGAUCCCUGAGGAACUCCAGGACCUCACCCUGCGCUUCGGGGAGGCCGUUUGGAAGCGGGACACAGAAGAUCCACAGAGGAAACUUGUCCUGCUCAAGUAUUCAGAUGGUAACUACACCAACUACAUGGAGGGAAGAACUCGUUUCCACAAGUCGGACUUCUCCCUGGAGAUCCUGAACACCAGCCGGCAGGAUGGGCAGCUCUACGAGUACAUAGUCAGCAAAGGGCCGGAGGAGAAGGUCUGGCAGAUACAGCUGGAGGUGUACGAACCAGUGUCUGAUCCCAGCAUCCACAUCCUCAACUGGGCGUUGGCCAACAACAGUUGUACCAUCACCCUCAACUGCACAGCAGAACGAGGGGACAACAUCUCCUACAGUUGGGGCAGCCAGGACACCAACACCAUGGGGUUCUGCUCCCACAACGGCAGCCUUUUGCACCUCUCCUACCCCUUGCAGAACACAAGCAUCUCCUGCUCCUGCACGGUCAGCAAUGCCGUCAGCAGCUGGGUUGUCCCCUUCAACUCCUCCAAGUGCAGCUACGAGCAAGGGGGGCUGGUGAUUGACCUUCUCCUCUAUCUGCCCUCCAUCCCAGGCAGCGCCAGGCUGAGGACAGAGCUGGUGGUGGUGGUGGUGUCCAUCAUCACAGUCCUGGUGCUCAUCGGGGUCAUCACGGCCACCCGCUUGGCCACGUGCAUGGCCCACCAGCAGCACUCUCACUCACCGCUCGCCGAGGACGACAUGGUGCACACCAUCUACUCCCAAGUGCAAAGGGUGGAGAAGCAGAAAGGGGUCCCCAUCCCUGAACACCCCUCCUGCACCACCAUCUACGCCGCAGCCACCGGUCUGCCCCCAGACACGGCCCUGACCCACAGCAGAACCCCCCACCCCUUGACAGAACCACCCUCCAUGAAGAGUCACCCACCUCUCUUGCAG
Antrostomus carolinensis (chuck-will's-widow) is the source of this 990-nucleotide messenger RNA. Its product is annotated as signaling lymphocytic activation molecule. The record is from RefSeq and is a predicted model, not a curated record. The annotation marks the transcript as partial. Gene Ontology annotation, cellular component: membrane. Lineage: Eukaryota; Metazoa; Chordata; Aves; Caprimulgiformes; Caprimulgidae. The transcript is spliced from 5 exons.